Messenger RNA from Sinocyclocheilus anshuiensis, 867 nucleotides. RefSeq lists its product as uncharacterized. The transcript has 5 exons. NCBI's taxonomy places the organism in Eukaryota, Metazoa, Chordata, Actinopteri, Cypriniformes, Cyprinidae. The record is from RefSeq and is a predicted model, not a curated record. Bases 1 to 867 code for a protein of 288 amino acids. Gene Ontology annotation, biological process: positive regulation of ERK1 and ERK2 cascade; T cell activation; interleukin-15-mediated signaling pathway. Gene Ontology annotation, cellular component: external side of plasma membrane; membrane raft. Gene Ontology annotation, molecular function: protein tyrosine kinase binding; MHC class II protein binding.
AUGUCUGAUGAGUGUCAUCUGUGUCUGCUGGGACUGAUCGCUCUCUCUUCACUUCUCACAGGUAUCAGUGAAGAGGAUGUGACUCAUGUGCCUGUGUUCAUCAGUUCUGGUGAAAAUGUCCGUCUGUCCUGUAAUAAUGCUCUUCCAGACUGUAACUCAACUAUAUGGUUCUAUAACAGAUUCAGAGAUUCAGCAGCAGUUGAACUGAUUGGUUUAGGGAAAAAGAAGAAAGACACAGAGAGACAUGAGAGACUGAGUCUGGGGCCUGACUGCUCUCUGAACAUCAACAACAUCUCAACAGAAGAUUAUGGAUAUUACACCUGCAGACAAUAUGUGAAUGACAAACAACAAGGAACUGAUGCUCGUGUUUUUCUGCAUAUUCUUCAUGUCUCUUCAUCCUCCUCCUCAUCCUCACAGACUGAGAUCAGUGCAGGCCGCUCUGUGACUCUCUUCUGUCAGUUGUAUUCAUUUGCUGAAGGCUCUUGUGAUGAUUGGAUCCGUUCUGAGAGAAUUGAGCUGUUCUGGGUGAAUCAGACUGGUGUUAAACUGACGAGAUCAGACUCCAGAUAUCAGAUAUUAUCCUCAUCAGAUCACUGUAUCAUCACUCUGACUACAACACUCCUGAAUGAAGAUCACAACAGAGAGUGGAGAUGUGAAGUUACUCACAGAGAUCAAGUCAAGAGCUCAGUCACAUACACUGUCAAGAGUUCAGCCCACAUGCACUCUGAGAGGACUGCAGCUGCGCUCACACCUGGAUUUACUGAUCAUCAAGUUGAGCUUCCUGAUGAUGAAAAACCCUUUGAGCUUCAUCUAUCUCCUCAGUUUCACUCUCCUUUCCGUCUCGGGACACAAGAGGGCAUCUUAUAA